Aricia agestis (brown argus) is the source of this 259-nucleotide messenger RNA. RefSeq names its product geranylgeranyl pyrophosphate synthase-like. The transcript is spliced from 2 exons. Bases 7 to 246 code for a protein of 79 amino acids. The record is from RefSeq and is a predicted model, not a curated record. NCBI's taxonomy places the organism in Eukaryota, Metazoa, Arthropoda, Insecta, Lepidoptera, Lycaenidae.
UUGAAAAUGCGGACCCGCGACAUUAAGACCAAGGAGUAUCUGCUGUCGCUGGUGGAGGAGGGCGGUGGUAUACAGAUGACCAGGGAGCUGCUGCACCAGCUGGAAACUGAAAUGUUCCGUGAGAUUGAACGUUUAGGAGGAAACCCGCAAAUGGUGGCGCUGAUUCGCGAUCUUCAAACAUGGGACGAACGUGAACAGAAGACAUCAUUGACAGGAUGUUAUAAUACUAACCAAACUUCUAACUAAAUAUGUUAUUUUA